AUGACAGAGACUGUCUGGCAUGGAAUGAGACACAAAAAUGUCCGAAAUCUAAUCCAGUGCUGCUCAAAUACAUGCUGAAUCAUGACCCUUCAAUGAACAUGGCCUGCCCUGAGUACUUCCGUUGGAUUCAUGAAGAUCUAAGGCACUGGAGAGAGACAGGGAUUUCGAAAGACAUGGUUGAGAGAGCUAAUAGGACUGCCCAUUUCCGGUUAGUGAUCAUAGAUGGCAAGGCUUAUGUAGAGAAAUAUGUCAAGUCUAUUCAAACCAGAGACUUGUAUACUAUAUGGGGUAUUGUACAACUUUUGAGGUGGUACCCUGGGAGGUUGCCUGAUCUGGAUAUGAUGUUUGAUUGCAAUGAUCGGCCAGUAAUUCGAUCAAAGGAUCAUCGUGGACCUAAUGCAUCCCCCCCACCAUUGUUCCGGUAUUGUUCAGAUGUAUGGAGCAUGGAUAUUGUCUUCCCUGAUUGGUCGUUUUGGGGAUGGGUAGAGACCAACAUAAAACCAUGGGCAAAUGUAGUGAAGGAUAUAAAGGAAGGAAACAAGAGAACCAAGUGGAAAGACCGGGAGCCCUUCGCGUAUUGGAAGGGCAAUCCCUCUGUGGCUGCAACCAGGGCACACCUCAUGAGGUGCAAUGUCACCGAUAAAACAGACUGGAAUGCUCGCUUGUUUGUUCAGGACUGGAAUAAAGAAUCUAAGGUAGGAUACAAGCAAUCGAAUCUUGAAGAUCAGUGCACUCACAUUAUUUUCUUUUACAUUAUACAUUUAGGCCUGAGAUUUAUAAUCAGACAUUUAAUGCAUUUGGCUUUAAAGUACAUAGAAGGAUGGGCUUGGUCAGUAAGCGAAAAGUACAUACCGGCAUGCGACUCUCCAACCUUAUUCGUUACACCGCGCUUCUAUGAUUUCUUUACAAGAGGCAUGGUACCAUUGACACAUUAUUGGCCUAUCAGAGACAGAGAUAAAUGCAGAUCUCUCAAAUUUGCUGUUGAAUGGGGAAAUAAUAAUACCGAAAAGGCACAAGCCAUUGGCAAAGCAUCGAGUCGCUUCAUCCAAGAGGAACUGAAACAGGAAUAUGUGUAUGAUUACAUGUUCCACCUGCUUAACGAAUACGCAAAACUACUGAAGUACAAGCCUAGCAUACCUCCGAAUGCUAUAGAACUGUGUCCGGAAACAAUGGCAUGCCUUGCUGGUAGUGAUUACAACAAAUUUAUGAUGGCCUCCUUGGUGAAUUCUCCGAGGGAUUCAGUUCCAUGCACCAUGCCUCCUCCCUAUGAUGCUCAAGCUCUAAAAGCAUUCAUCGAUACUCAGAUUGGAUCAACAAGGAAAGUAGAGGCUUGGGAAAAUGAGUACUGGGAAAAACUUAACAAAAAGCAAUGAGAUUUUAAACUUGUUAACUUGCUUAACAAAACUAGAGCAGAAGACUUAAAUUAGGCUGUGCUUCAAUUGAAUGGAAAAUAAA
This is a messenger RNA of Daucus carota subsp. sativus, 1455 nucleotides long. RefSeq lists its product as uncharacterized. The transcript is spliced from 4 exons. The record is from RefSeq and is a predicted model, not a curated record. The coding region runs from base 72 to 1373 and encodes 433 amino acids. Lineage: Eukaryota; Viridiplantae; Streptophyta; Magnoliopsida; Apiales; Apiaceae.